AUGUAUGCGACGCGCUCUGCUUCUGAGCCGCGAGUGCCGGCGCAGCAGGCGCAGCGCCGUGGUCGUGACCGGCUGCGACGACUCCUGCCACGCGGUCCCUUGCCGCCCUACCGCGAGUGGCUGAAGGGCGAUGCGGAGCGCUUCCGGUACCCUGCGCCGGGAAAUGGGCCGCAUUGGAUUGGAACUACGCCCUUUCCUCUGAAUCCGGCGUUCCACCCGCCGCCCCCCGUGCACCAACAAGUGCGCGACGAUAUGUGGAAGCUACACACACAAGACCCCCAGCAGUGGACGGUGCGGUCGCUCUCGAGCAAGUUCCGCCUUUCGCUCGAGCGGACUGAGUCAGUGCUGCGCCUCAAGGCACUCGAAGAAGAGUUUGUGCAGGAGGGAAAGCCGCUGCAGACGGAGCUGCAGCGCCAUAUGGAGCGCCUGCUGGGCGCGCGUCCCACGUUUACGGUCGGGACGCGGCCAGUGCCUAUCAGCGCGCCGCACUCGCCGCGCGGUGCACCGUACGAAGAGCUUUCGGAAGGGACAGAUCCAUCAACGUACAAGUCGCCCCUCGCAGACGCGAUUCGCGAGUCGAACCGCGCACACCGCCGAACCAUGGCGGAGCUGCCGACGGGCGCGCCAAACCUUACGUCUGAGUCGCGGGCCGUCCCGGCGUCGCGCGACGGCCGGGCGCCCCUGCGUGUAGUGCGUGUGGCCGCCGACUCGUACAUGGGCAUUGGCACAGUGGAGCGCAACCGCAAGCGCGCCGCGCGCCGUGCGCAGCAGCGCGCCAAGCGCGCGCAGGCCUAA
Messenger RNA from Malassezia sympodialis ATCC 42132, 795 nucleotides. Its product is annotated as mitochondrial 37S ribosomal protein mS45. Gene Ontology annotation, cellular component: mitochondrial small ribosomal subunit. Gene Ontology annotation, biological process: mitochondrial translation. Gene Ontology annotation, molecular function: structural constituent of ribosome. The record is from RefSeq and is a predicted model, not a curated record. Lineage: Eukaryota; Fungi; Basidiomycota; Malasseziomycetes; Malasseziales; Malasseziaceae.